AUGCACUGCAGACCCGAAAUCGUCGCAGCCUGGUCCGAAGAGGUGCCUGCAUCUGGAUGGCUGAGUGAUCCGUUCACUGGGACGUCUCAUUCGAACCACCAGCUGUCUCCUGCCCUAUCUACCGCUAGUCGCAUCGAAGACGACAUUUUUGUCGAUCCUGAUGAGGAGACGGUUUCGACUUCAUCUGCAACGUCUUCAAGACGCUCGAAAAGCCCUGUUAAACGAGUGAUAGACCUGGAAAGCCUUGGAGUACGCUUUCGCAGUCUGUCGAAGGCGGAGGCGCUAGGGCCAGAAGGGCAAACAUUGUUCUAUGAUUUGAGUGACCUUGCUUCUGGGCUUGGAACAAUCCCAAAAUCGCUGUGGGAUGACAGUCCCGAAUUUCGAAAUGAGUUGGGACGGAAACCGCACGAGUCUUAUUUUACAUAUGCAGGCGAUAUAUGCCAAGACUUUGCUACCAUCCAAGGCAUUGUUGAGCAUUCUAUACGGUGCAAUGACGAGCUUGAGCCUGAAGGUGAAUGGAAUAAUGCAGUUCACGGCAAGCUUCUGGCACAUGUGUUCGACAAGAAGCAUGGAGCGGUGGGGUUCCGAUCCACAAUCUCGGAUAGGAUCGACUCCCAGUGGCUUCCAAAGCACCCAUCUGGCCUAAGGAGCUCUCGAAUGUUCGAUUUUUGCUGCUAUGUGCGGGGUGAUGAUGCCACCCAAGUCAGGCUCGCGGACACCCGUCGUCUUUGGGAUCCAUCUGUCAAUUCUUUCAACCGGCCAGGUCUAAACGGGAAGAUUGCUCCCUUUUUAAUUGAAACUAAAACUAUCAGUCGCACCGAAGCAGAAGCUAGAGACCAAUUGGGUACUUGCAUUUUGGCCCAAAUCGAACGACUUAAAUCAAUGGCCAAAAAUUCACCAACGGCGCAGGCAGUGCUCAAACAAAUGAUUUUCCCGCUUUCUUAUGUCAAUGGCGCUCGCUGGACGCUCAUGUUUGCGCGUAUCGACAGCGCCGACUAUUCGAAAAUAAUCAUUCAUGUGACCGCGCUACAAAGUGACACGUCAAACGUCGCCAUGGCAUGCCAAAGUGCAACCGAGUCAAAAUACAACUACGUCGGUUUCAACAUGCUGCUGAUGACGCAGAUGAAUCCCAUGAACUAUUUGAGCAUGGCCACGUCAUCAGGAGCCAUUCAUGAUGCUUUUAGCCAAGCGCGGAGCAACGAGUCCGACCAAACCUCCUUUGAAGUACCCUCUGAUGGAUGGAAGCGCAUGCAACUACAUGUCGCUCCCCAUGUUGCGAUUCAGCACGCUCUACCAGAGAAGCGUCCAACGCAAAUCAACGAAGGCGAAGCCCACGACCAAGUUCAGUCAUGGACGACACAAUAG
Messenger RNA from Metarhizium acridum CQMa 102, 1365 nucleotides. Lineage: Eukaryota; Fungi; Ascomycota; Sordariomycetes; Hypocreales; Clavicipitaceae. The record is from RefSeq and is a predicted model, not a curated record.